Ichthyophthirius multifiliis is the source of this 1380-nucleotide messenger RNA. RefSeq lists its product as hypothetical. Gene Ontology annotation, molecular function: protein kinase activity; ATP binding. Gene Ontology annotation, cellular component: mitochondrial inner membrane. Gene Ontology annotation, biological process: protein phosphorylation; lipid homeostasis; mitochondrion organization. NCBI's taxonomy places the organism in Eukaryota, Ciliophora, Oligohymenophorea, Hymenostomatida. The record is from RefSeq and is a predicted model, not a curated record. The transcript has 5 exons.
AUGAAAUCUUUUUUAUAAAAACAUAAAUAUAAAAUCCUAGCAUUAACAGUUUCCCCUGCUAUUUUAACAUAUUCAACCACAUAUUAUUUAUUUCCAGAUUUACGUAAUAACCAAUAUUAAUUAUUAAAGGCUUUAAAUAGAACAUGCCGUGUAGUUUAUGCUGGUGCUAGAAUGGCUUAUAUAUAUUAAAAAAACGAUGAUAUUCCAAUAGAAAAAAAACAUGAAAAAGCCUCAUUAAUAUUAAGAGAUACAUUCAUAAAAAAUGCAGGUUUAUAUUUAAAAUUUGCACAAUUAUUAUCUUCUCUUGAUGUCAUAGUUCCUUAAGAAUAUAGAAACAAUUUCGAAACGUUGUGUCAUGAUUGUCCUUAAAGUUCAUUCGAAAGUGUAAAAAAAACAAUUGAAAGUUAAUUAGAUAAGCCAUUACAUGAAAUUUUUUCAUAUUUUAAUGAAAAGCCUUUAAAAUCAGCUUCUAUAGCCUAAGUUCAUGAAGCUAUUUUAAAAGAAAAUGGUUAAAAAGUAGCCGUGAAAGUAUAACAUGAUUGGUUAAGUUAAUCUUCUAAAGGAGACAUUAAAUUAGUUCAAAUGUAUGUUAAUAUUGGAGAAAAGUUUUUCCCAGAAUUUAAAUUUAAAUGGUUUUCAGAUGAAAUAGAAUAAAUACUUAAAUAAGAAUUAAAUUUUUAUUAAGAAAUUGAUAAUGGGGAAAAAGCACGUGAAUUAUUAAAAAAUAAAAAAAAUUUAUAUAUUCCUUAAUAUUAUUUUGAUUAUUGCAGUGAAAAAGUCAUUACAAUGGAAUAUAUAGAUGGAUUUCCAAUAAUGGAUGUAAAUCUUUUAAGAAAAUAAAAUUUUGAUUUACAAAAAAUAGCAUUUAUAAUAAGUGAUGCGUUUUCUUAAAUGAUAUUUAAUAAUGGCUUUGUUCAUAGUGAUCCUCAUUAGGGUAAUUUACUAAUUCGAAAAGUUUCUAAUAAUUUCAAAAGUGAAGAUUAAGUAGUUCUUUUGGACCAUGGAUUGUAUAAAUAACUUACACCUACAUUCCGACUAGCAUAUAGUAAACUUUGGAAGGCAAUUAUCGAAUAAGAUAUAUCUUAAAUGGAAAAAUCUUCAUAAGAAUUAGGCGUUUAAGAAGAAUAUUCAAAGCUUUUUGUUUCUAUGAUAACAAGUAGAGUAUUUGAUGACAUAACGGAUAAAAAAAAAGAUGUAAAAGAAAGGCUAAUAAGUCCAAAAACAUAAUAAGAAAGAGAUAAAAUCGUUACAAAUGCAGCUAAACAUCAUAAAAAUAUUAUAAAAGUUUUAUAAGAAAUGAACAGGUAUUUUUUUAACAUAAAAAAAUAAUAUUAAUUAAUAUAAAAAUAAAAAAAUAUAGAUCAUUAAUACUUUUAUUGA